UUUGAGGUUAUCUUCGUGUUUACAAACGUCGUUCUAAAAAAUUUUGUGAAAAAUGGCAGCGUUAUUGAAAAAACGCGCAUUUCUCGAAUACGGGCAACUAAUACAGGAUCCACCACAACCACCACCAAAAAAGCUUCGAUUAAUAAAAAAACCGCCUGUGCGUAGUUAUGCGAUAGAUUUUAUAAGUUGUUUGGAAAGUUGUAAUAGCAGUAAUGAAAUAAUGCAAAUUUUGUUGCGUAUAGACACAACAGAAUUAGAUAAAUCCGAUCUAACCGAUGCUUUAAAAAUGCUCACGGACCACUUUAAAACAGAAGCUGAAUCUGCCGUUAGGGUAAAAAUCUUAUCACUUUUAGGUGAUAUUGGUCAGCAAUUUGAAUGUGACGUUGUAAUUAUCAUAGAAGAAUGUAUGGGGUUAUUAAAAAAUGAAAUGUCACAUAAAGUUUUAGCUCAAGGAAUUAACACGAUAUUAAAACUAGCUAAAUUGAUACCAGAUAAUGUUCAGUUACACCAAAAAUUAGUUGAAACUGCUAAAAAUUAUCUCAAAGACACCAAUCAUAGUGUUAAAUGUAAAUGUUUAGAGGUUAUUGGGGUUUUAGCCCCAUCAUGUGGUCACAAUAUAGAUCGAAAAAAUAUUUUAAAUCUUGUAACAUCUUAUUUUACAAAUGAAGAUGCUCGCGUUCGAAGUCAAGCUUUUAAAACUACCAUUAAUUUGCAUGACAAAGGAUUUAAAUUAGACCCUGCUAUUUAUACCAUCGUUUGUGAUGCUUUAAAUGAUGACUAUGAAAUUGUUCGUCAAGCCGUUUUAAAAUUAAUUUGGGUUAUUGGGAAUGCAUAUCCGGAAAAUAUAAUUUUAUUACCCGAUAGUGAACAGGAAUUACGACUUAUCGAUGACGCUUUUGGUAAAAUUUGCACCGGGGUAACUGAUUUAUCAAUGUUUGUUAGAACUCAAGCUGCAAAAUUGUUAGGUUCCAUGAGUUUGGUUUCACCAAAAUUUUUAAAUCAAACUUUAGAUAAAAAAUUAAUGUCAAAUAUGAGACGAAAAAGAACUGCUCAUGAAUUAGCUUGGGAAAAUGUUACUAGUGGGGAAUGGGCGAGUGGUAAAAAAUGGGCUGAUGAUGCUCCUCGAGAACUUAUUGACGCCGAUAGUAUAAACUUAAUGAGUAGCGGUGCGUGCGGAGCUUUCGUUCAUGGUUUAGAAGAUGAAUUUCUUGAAGUUCGUUCGGCCGCUGUGGAAUCUCUGUGUCAAUUAUCACUAAAUAAUCCGCAUUUUGCAAAUUUAUCUUUGGAUUUUUUGGUGGAUAUGUUCAAUGAUGAAAUUGAAGACGUUCGAUUGAAAGCAAUCGAUAGUUUGCGUCAAAUUUCGGCGCAUAUAGUCUUGAGGGACGAUCAAAUAGAAACGAUUUUAGCGGCUCUUGAAGAUUUUUCUCAGGAGGUACGCGAGGGUUUACAUAGGAUGUUGUCCGCUUGUCAAAUGUCGACGACUCCCGGUUUGAAAAUGUGCGUUGAAAAAUUGCUGGAUAAUUUGAAAAAGUACCCCCAGGACAAAAGAUCAACGUUUCGUUGUAUGCAAAAAAUGGGAGAGCAACAUCCUGAAUUGAUAUUGCCAUUGGUACCGCAAUUUCUGAAUAUUCAUCCGUUUUUUGAUAUGGCUGAGCCGGAUGUUGAAAAUCCACAAUAUAUAUGUAUAUUAAUUCUAGUUUUAAAUGCAGCAAAAAAUUUUCCAACGAUUCUCCCACUUUUAGAGCCUCAUACCAGAAAACAUUACACAUAUUUACGCGAUACAAUGCCAAAUUUGGUGCCCGUAUUAACAUUUAUAACAAACGAGAACAAUAUUGAAGUAAAACCCACCAACGUAAUGGAAAGUGUAAAUUUUUUAAAGACCGUUGUUAACGGUUUAGGUGUUACAACCCACAAAAUGCAUACCAAUUUACUAUUAAAAGCCAAGGAACAUCUUUUGCGACUGAGUGAAAUGGAUCAACAAGUUUCCGGAACUGCACAAUUUACGGCUCUUUACAUCGGGGCACAAAUAUUAAUGUUGCAAAUUUUCAAAAAAGGCGCUUGGAUGAAUCCUACAUCUUUAGCAACACAACAAUCCAAUAAUUUAAAAGCAAACAUUCAAAGUUUGUUAGAACAUUGUUUAAAACUUCAACAUUUAUUCGUUGGAUUUAGCGCAAAAGAACUUUGCGUUAUUAAACAAUUUAGGUUAAGAGCAUUGGCUAUAAAUUUGGUACACAUAGUUAAAGGAAGCAAUGCUUCAGCAUUAGCACCAUGCCAUCAUUUUUUGUCGACCGUUGAAGAUAUGCAAACCGAAAUAGAAAAUGCCAAUUUGGAACCGGAUGAAUUUACGUCUGCCGUUUUUAAAGAAUUGUGGAUUUUAGAAGAACCCAGACCGGGAACUGUCGCUAGAAUUUUAAUACCUAUUUUGACGGAUACUAAAUUAGGACCUAUUCCACAACCAAAUAUUAAUAUAAAAAUGACUUCAGCUUCAAUAUUAGAACCAUCGGGUCAAACAGACAGCACAUUAAAAUUCACCGCCGGUUUAAUAAUGUCGGUACCUUUCGAAGCAGAGCUAAAACAUUUAUUUGAACCGAGUAGGCUUCGAUUAAAAGUAAAAUAUCCUGAUCAAAGAACGCAAAUUUUACUACCGAGACCGGCUCAUUUAAAACAAUUGGAAGAUGACGUUGGUAUUUCGAGAGAUUCAAAUGUUGGACAUAAUCUUAGGUUAUUAACAACGGUGUUGCUAUCACAUCAAGUUUGGUCAGAAGCAUGUAAUGUGGAAAUCAGUAUGGCUUUAUCAGUGUCGGAAGGAGAUUUGGGUAAACGAAAAUCAUCGUCUAUGGAUUCGUCACCAUCGUUAAUUGAUUUGUGUAAACCUGUUAAAGUUAGUGUUGCUCCUAAACCUGUUAAAAAAACAUUAUAGAUAUGAAAAAUAAUACAAUGUUUAGUUUUUAAUUUUUAAAGUCAUAUUCAGA
Molecule: messenger RNA, 2972 nt
Organism: Onthophagus taurus
Lineage: Eukaryota; Metazoa; Arthropoda; Insecta; Coleoptera; Scarabaeidae
Gene: IntS4
Product: integrator complex subunit 4
Biological process (GO): snRNA processing
Cellular component (GO): integrator complex
Source: RefSeq, a predicted model, not a curated record